Messenger RNA from Blepharisma stoltei, 1383 nucleotides. Lineage: Eukaryota; Ciliophora; Heterotrichea; Heterotrichida; Blepharismidae. The record is from the annotation of a GenBank genome assembly.
AUGGAUGAAAAGAACAUAGAAGAAAAUAAUGAAAUACUUUUAGGAAGAAACAAAGCAUUCUAUCAUCGAAAAGCUAUAAAAUACCUGCACAACUUUUUUGCAAAUCAGCCUAAUACCAUAAAUAAGCUGCUGAAUUCUACCCUCCCUAUAAAGCAGCCUAAACAUAUUGAAAUCAAUAAUUCGUUUGUCUCCCAAUCUCCUCCCAAAAAAUUGCCAAACCAUUCAAAGAGUAAUUCGCUUGCAAAACUAUUAACUAUCUCCAAUAAUCCGAAACGAGCACCUAUUCGUCCAAGUUCAUCUACUUUAUCCUCAAAAUCUCUUGGUUUCAAAAUGAAAGAAGUCCAAGAACGGAAAAAUAUUAUCAAUUUCAAUAGGCGGCGAACAAAAAUCACCCUUCUAGAAGAACCACUACAAUUUACUGAAGCAAGCCCAACAUCAGUUUUACCUGAAGGAAAAACCCUUACCCAGCAAGCACUAAAUUUUGUCAUAAAAGAACUAACACGGCCAGAUCGAGAUAUUGAGAAAUUAUAUCAUGUCACAAAGAAAUUGAAAUUUUUUGCACAGUAUAACGAAAAUAUUGUGAAAAUGCUAUUACAGCCUUCUGAAUAUGAAUUUUAUGCUAAAGGCGACUUUAUCUUUAGAGAAGGAGACGAUGGAAGACAUAUAUGGGUAAUUUUAAGUGGUUCUGUGUCUGUUCAAAAAGAGACUGAUGAAACUACAUCAGUCCCGUGAAUAAUUAAUUCAAGAUAUGACGGAGAAGUCAUAGGAGAAUAUGCAAUUGUGAGGGGAAGCGUUAAUAUUGAGGCAGCUAAACGAAGUGCGACGUGUUUUGCAGGAGAAACUUGUCAUAUGCUAAAAAUUAGUUCUGAUGAUUACAUUCAUGCUGUCCAAAGCCAUAUUGACACUGAAGGCUCAAUUUUGAAAUUUUUAAGAGAACUAAAAGCGUUAGAAAAAAUCCCUUCUAUUGAUCUCAAGUUAUUAUCUAAUACAAUUUCGCAGCAAUAUUACACGCUAAAUCAAGUAAUUUUGAACGCUGGGGAAGUCCCUAAAGGUAUGUACAUCAUCUAUAAUGGAAGAGUGAGAAUUUCUUACCCGACAAAAAUCCCGAAAAUUAACUAUAUAAAACAAAAAGUGUUUUACACUGAAUCUAUGAAGGAUUUGUACUUACCACGUGGUAUGUAUUUUGGGCAGAGAAUUCUGAUGGGAGAUAAGACACCGUGCUCUUAUAAAAUCACUUCUGAGAGUGCGGAAACUAUUCUCUUGAUGAUCACUCAUCAUGUAUUUUUCUUAUUAUAUAAUCCUUAUAGAGAUGAAACUUUGCAGUAUUUAGCAGAGACUCCACAAUAUGAUAUUAAGGUUCCAGUUCCUUUAAGAUUUGAGUAG